Molecule: messenger RNA, 4430 nt
Organism: Zalophus californianus (California sea lion)
Lineage: Eukaryota; Metazoa; Chordata; Mammalia; Carnivora; Otariidae
Gene: RAPGEFL1
Product: Rap guanine nucleotide exchange factor like 1
Exons: 15
Coding region: 377-2389 (670 amino acids)
Biological process (GO): Ras protein signal transduction; positive regulation of GTPase activity
Cellular component (GO): plasma membrane
Molecular function (GO): guanyl-nucleotide exchange factor activity
Source: RefSeq, a predicted model, not a curated record
CGCCCGCUGUCUCUGCCGCCGCGUCCUCUCUCAGCCUUGCGCUCCGCCCGCUGUCUCUGCCGCCGCAGCCCGGCCCAGGAGCGCAGAGCCCGGGGCACUGGCCCCGCAGCCUACCCGCCCUCCGGGCCGCGUGCCGGCUGCAGCCGACAUGGGGGGUCACUAAGAGCGAGCACUCUUUCCCUCUGGCACCUCCCCAGGCCACUGGCCACUGGACUCCGGCCAGCGAGCCUCGGGCACCUCUGGCCCCCAGUCGGGCGCCUGGCACAGCCCUCCGCUCUGCCUCUCAGGCUCUGAGCAUCGUGUCCCCGCCCCCCCCGCCCGCGCCUGGGACACCUGGGUCCCCCGGCGGCCCCGAGGAGAGGGGCGGGGGGGGGGCAUGAAGCCGUUGGAGAAAUUUUUGAAGAAGCAGACGUCGCAGCUGGCGGGGCGAACGGUGGCGGGAGGUCCCGGCGGGGGUCCGGGAAGCUGCGGCGGGCCUGGCGGGGGCGGGGGACCUGGCGGGGGCGGCGGUCCAACCGGAGGACUGCGGCCGCUGCAGCGGCGUCAGAGCGUGUCUCGCCUGCUGCUCCCCGCUUUCCUCCGGGAGCCCCCCGCCGAGCCGGGGCUGGAGCCACCCCCUGAAGAGGAAGGGGGAGAGCCGGCGGGGGUCGCGGAGGAGCUCGGCAGCGGGGGGCCCUGUUGGCUACAGCUCGAGGAGGUGCCGGGGCCCGGGCCGCUCGGGGGAGGGGGACCCCUGCGCUCCCCUUCCUCGUACUCCUCUGACGAGCUGUCCCCGGGCGAGCCCCUGACCUCCCCGCCCUGGGCCCCCCUGGGCGCCCCCGAGCGGCCGGAGCAUCUUCUGAACCGGGUGCUGGAGCGGCUCGCCGGAGGGGCCACCAGGGACAGCGCCGCCUCAGAUAUCCUGCUGGAUGACAUCGUCCUCACCCAUUCUCUCUUCCUCCCCACGGAGAAAUUUCUGCAGGAGCUACACCAGUAUUUUGUUUGGGCAGGAGGCAUGGAGGGCCCUGAGGGGCUGGGCCGGAAGCAGGCCUGUCUAGCCAUGCUCCUUCAUUUCCUGGACACCUACCAGGGGCUGCUGCAGGAGGAAGAGGGGGCCGGCCACAUCAUCAAGGAUCUGUACCUGCUGAUCAUGAAGGAUGAGUCCCUUUACCAGGACCUCCGAGAGGACACAUUGAGGCUGCACCAGCUUGUGGAAACAGUGGAGCUAAAGAUCCCAGAGGAAAGCCAGCCACCCAGCAAGCAAGUGAAGCCACUCUUCCGUCACUUCCGCCGCAUCGACUCCUGUCUGCAGACCCGAGUGGCCUUCCGGGGCUCUGAUGAGAUCUUCUGCCGGGUCUACAUGCCUGACCACUCUUACGUGACCAUCCGCAGCCGCCUCUCGGCGUCUGUGCAGGACAUCCUGGGCUCUGUGACAGAGAAAUUGCAGUACUCGGAGGAGCCUGCAGGGCGUGAGGACUCCCUCAUCCUGGUAGCUGUGGCUUCCUCCGGAGAGAAGGUCCUUCUCCAGCCCACUGAAGACUGUGUCUUCACCACGCUGGGCAUCAACAGCCACCUGUUUGCCUGCACGCGGGACAGCUUAGAGGCCCUGAUGCCCCUCCCUGAGGAGAUCCAGGUCUCCCCUGGAGACACAGAGAUCCACCGAGUGGAGCCCGAGGACGUUGCCAACCACCUUACUGCCUUCCACUGGGAGCUCUUCCGAUGUGUGCACGAGCUGGAAUUCGUGGACUACGUGUUCCACGGGGAGCGCGGCCGCCGGGAGACGGCCAACCUGGAGCUGCUGCUGCAGCGGUGCAGCGAGGUCACGCACUGGGUGGCCACCGAGGUGCUGCUCUGCGAGGCCCCGGGCAAGCGCGCGCAGCUGCUCAAGAAGUUCCUCAAGAUCGCGGCCAUCUGCAAGCAGAACCAAGACCUGCUGUCCUUCUACGCCGUGGUCAUGGGGCUGGACAACGCCGCCGUCAGCCGCCUGCGCCUCACCUGGGAGAAGCUGCCAGGGAAAUUCAAGAACUUGUUCCGCAAAUUUGAGAACCUGACAGACCCCUGCAGGAACCACAAAAGCUACCGAGAAGUGAUCUCCAAGAUGAAACCUCCUGUGAUUCCCUUCGUGCCUCUGAUCCUCAAAGACUUGACUUUCCUGCACGAGGGGAGUAAGACCCUUGUCGAUGGUUUGGUGAACAUUGAGAAGCUGGGCUCAUUCCUUGUCAUCUCCCAGCAUUCAGUGGCUGAAAAAGUGAGGACAAUCCGCAAAUACCGGAGCCGGCCCCUUUGCCUGGAUAUGGAGGCAUCCCCCCAUCACCUGCAGACCAAGGCCUAUGUGCGCCAGUUCCAGGUCAUCGACAACCAGAACCUCCUCUUUGAGCUCUCCUACAAGCUGGAGGCUAAUAGUCAGUGAGAACAGAGGUUCUGGUCAGUGCCCCACCACGGUCCUCGGGCACCUGGCACUCAAGCACUUUGCACGAUGUCCCAACUCACCCCUGACAUCUUUCCGCUGGAGCAACUUCCUGCCCCUCAGGAAAGAGUCAGAUGGACUUACCCCUGGACCCAUAAGCCUGUUCAUCCUGCUGAAGUCCUGUCCGCCUUGCUCUUUCCAGCCGAAACCGUACUCUGCUGGUUCCUGCCCUUGCAGGGAAGGGGGGCAGAAUGCUCCUUCCUCUGUCCCCUCCUAUCAAGGUCCAGUCCAGAGAUGGAGUUUCCAACCUCCUCCCGAGCAGGCAGGAAAGCUGCCCACCCUCCUGUCUCACAGAGCGGAAUCGUGGGAGGGAUUGGCGGCCUUCCUUUCCGCCCCUGUCCAGCCUCUCCCUGGUCAGGGCUGGGACCCCUGGAUGUACUGCCCUGGAACAUUAUAUCGCCCCUGUGUCUGUGUGCGUGUGUGUGCACCUGUCCCCUUCAAGAAGCAGGAGUGCAUCCGGUAAUUGAGGGAGGGUGUUUUGUGUAGAGGGGUCCAUCUGUUUGGUGCUACCCCGGUCUACUCUGCCCUGCGGUGGUGUGGAGUGCUUUCACCACCCCCAUCACUCCCUGCUCAGCUCCUUUUGCUGCCCUGCAUGCCCAAGCCUGUGGGUGAAGCUCUUCGUGGGGCAGGGGGCAACCUAUCAGCCCUUGGGAGCCCCCACGCAGGCCUCCCCAAGGUCUCUGGGUGGGCUCCAAUGAGAGGGUAAAAGAUGCUCAGGGAAACACAGGCCUAAGCUCCCUACAGGACGCUCCCUCUGCGUUGCGGGGUGGGAUGUGGCGGUACCAGGAGUUGGAGGUGUCUGGGGCCCACCCUCCUGCUUUGGGGGUGUCUCCUGCUAGGAAUGGAGCUGUCAUCCCCCUUCUGGCUCCUCUGUGGGACACCAACCACAUGGUCUCUAGCCUUCCCGCCUGUCUUGACUGCCCCUCGGUCCUCCCCAUCAGAGCUGGGGUGGGGCGGAUCCCUGUACCCAGAAGUGAGAGGGGAGGCAAUGGCCAAACCUGUCAAGGCGGAACUGGACGGUGGUGAUGCCUUUAAUACCUCUCUGUCUCCCCACCGUCUCCCACACGGGCCUCCAGGGUCGAGGGGCGCAGGGCUCCUGGCAGCUACCGGGUGAGGUUUCCUGGCACAGCCUCACCCACCUUUCUGGCACCCCCUCUUUCCCUUCUGAAGAGGAAGCGGCGGCAACAGUGAAAGCCCCUGCUGUUCCUGUUCCGAGGGUGUACAUAUUUUUUACCAAAAGCUCUGGAAUUGUACAUUUAUUUUUUAAAACUCCAAGAGGGGAAGAGCCUUGUAUCAUAUGUAAACAUUGUAUCAUAGGUUAUGUUGUACAGUCCCUUUUCUACAGUGGUCCUUCUGGUUCCUGCCACAGAAAAGAUGUGUAUGGGCUCCCCACCCCCAGCCGCACAUACACAGGCACCAUGUCGCCUCCUCCAUCCCCCCUACAGACAGUGACCAGAGCCCGCGCCCCUCCCCCCGCCCCUCUUCCUCCCUGCCCCGGCCCACGUGCACUCCUCUCCCUGUGGCCACCCUUCCUCCCUCCCCGCUCAGCAGCCUGCUCACGCAGCUCCCACAGCCCUUCUCAAGCCCUGGGGUCCGCCGCCGCCCGCCCCUAGCCUUGAUGCCGGCCCCGCCGCUCCCCAGCUUUGCCAGAGUGAACCGCGUGUCCCGGACAGGCUCGGGUGUCUGCAGAAACCCCUGGGGGUGAGAAAAAGCUGAUAAAGUCUAUGAAUCAAGCUGCUUGCUGUUCUCCAUUCUGUUCCUCUGAGGUUGGGGGCAGGGGGUGAGGGAGGGAAGAGGGGACCCCCCCUCAGUGCACUGGGCCCCUCAGCAGGGCUGUUCUGGAAUAACUGAGAAUGUGGAUGAGAGGGAAAGGUGCCAACCUCAUGAGACUUGUCACACAGUGUCUGGCCUGGGUGGCUCAGUCGGUUAAGUGUCUGCCUUCAGCUCAGGUCAUGAUCCCAGGGUCCUGGGAUUGAGCCCCGCA